Nicotiana attenuata is the source of this 1183-nucleotide messenger RNA. RefSeq lists its product as uncharacterized. The record is from RefSeq and is a predicted model, not a curated record. The coding region runs from base 466 to 1140 and encodes 224 amino acids. The transcript is spliced from 6 exons. Lineage: Eukaryota; Viridiplantae; Streptophyta; Magnoliopsida; Solanales; Solanaceae.
AAUAAAAAGUUAAUGUCCUAAUACAGAUACAAAAAAGAAAAAGCCUAAAUUUGAUACAAGCCCUAAAAGACCUGCGUCCACACUCAAGCUGCCACCGCGAGAAAGGCUUAGGGCCGGAAAAUCCAAGAGCGUUGUUCAGCCCUAAAAGACCUGUCCUAGAGUUGAAAACAUAAACAGUACUUCUGUUUUCAAGUCCGGGAAGCAAAUUACUAUUGGGAUUGCUUGAGGAACCAACUGCAAGUGAAAAUAUUUGAAAAUGUCAGAGAUCAAUAUCGAGAAUCGAAAAAAAUUGAAGAAUCCACAUAAAGCUGGCAAAACAAGCUUUGCUGUAGUCUGCAAUAGGAAAAAGAGAAGAACACUUCUGAACCUUUAUCUCUUCGAGAAUUCUUUGUGGCUACAAGAGCAAGAAAACCUGGAAGGUCAUACAAGGAAUCUGAUGAAGAUACAACUACUAAAAUUGGUGAAAUGGAAAAAAUUGAAACACAACAAAGUGAAGAUGGUAGCAGUUCUGUUAAUGCAUUUGCAGUCGUUAUGGGACCUGAACAUCCGGGACGUCUUAGAUUGUAUGGACGAGGGGUUACAAGAACUUCUUUGAAAGGAAAAAUGGGACAUUUUGAAUCCUCUUCAAAUGCUACAAAUGAUCUGGUGCAACAAAUGGAAGAAAGGAUGACAAGAAUGUUCGAGGAACAGAAGGAACAAUUUGAGAAACAGAAGGAACAAUUUGAGAAACAGAAGGAACAAUAUGAGGAACAGAAGAGAAUGAUGCGACAAGAAAUUCUAGGAGAUAUCUUUGUACAGCUUCAGCGUUCAGGAUUGCAAAUUGAUCCUAAUAUUAUAGCAAACUUGUGUGCUCGUUCACCAGGAGAAGCUUCGUCCGCACAACAAGUAGCUAUUCAACCAAUCAACAGGCCAUCUUUUAGCAGCAACAAUCAAGGUGAACCAAAUGAUAAGGGGGAGAUGAAAGCAGUGAAGACCUUACCUAAAAGUAUUGGUCGAAAAAUCUUCAGACAAUCUAGGAAUGUUUUUAUUUUUGAACUAUUUUGCAAACUUAUGUAUUCCAACUCUUGGAUUAUUAAACACUUUUAUCGUAUAUUUUACUUAUAUAAAUGGAUAAUGGUAGUUGUAUAUUUUGAAUUAUGAUUCUGUUGAUGAAUAUAUUUUCAUUUCGUCAGUUAUAUAUUAA